UGUGAUUGGAGGAGAGCGUGUGCGCGUCACGGCCGCUCAUUGGCUCGCAGACACGUCAGUCAAAGCAGUGACGACACAGCCCCCUGAGGACAUAUAUAGGUGCAUCCUGUUCCCGCGUGGUGGCGACAAAGGCUAACAGGGAUGUGGACCGUGAAGGGGGUCGGCCUCGGCGUGGUGGCCUUCUCCCUCAGCCUGGAGCUGAUUGGCUGGCUCCUGCGGCGCCUCAGAGCCGAGAGACCCCGCAACGAGGUGCUGUUCUUCCCCUCUGAGCUGGCCUGCGUGGAGCACCUGUACACCCUACCUGCAUCUGCAUCUGCAGCUCCAUCUGCAGCUCCAUCUCAUUCCUGUCUCUGCUCCUUGCCCCACGGCGUGGAGACCUCCUUCUCUCGUUUUCUCCGACAUCUCAUGUCUGCUUCGUCCUCUCUGGACUUGUGUGUCUUUGCCUUUUCCAACAUGGACCUGAGCAGGGCUGUGCUGGUGCUGCACAGCAGGGGCGUCACCGUCCGAGUCCUCUCUGACAAGGACUACAUCGCCAUCACUGGCUCCCAGAUAGGGGUCCUCCGUAAGGCCGGGAUCUGCGUGCGGAGCAACAGGAACUCCGUGCACAUGCAUCACAAGUUCGCAGUGGUGGACGGCCGGCUGCUCCUCACCGGCUCCCUCAACUGGACACUGAACGCGGUGCAGAACAACAUGGAGAACAUCCUCAUCACCGAGGAGCCGGACCUGGUGCGACCCUUCAUCAAGGAGUUCGGCAGGUUAUGGGAGCACAGCGACCCGGUCCGACGCCAAAAACCAGCUGCUCGUGUUGAUGCUGGAACUCAAGACUGAUCAGACAUGUUGGAGUUAGAAAGUGUGCAUUAAAGGUCCGGUGUGUCCCGGUUAGGAGGCUCCACCGAAGUUUAAAUUUUAUAUUCUCGCGUUUCUUGUUCCGUUGAGGUUUGGAGGACUUGUUCAUGUUGAAGUGACAAAUGUCACUGUGAGUUCCUUUAUUUAGAGAACCACUGUGUGUAAUUCUAGGUGACACUGUCUGUAAAGUCUUUGUGUCUGUUUUGUUCAGGGCGUGCUGCUGCACUCUGUUUUUCCGUUGUGUUUGCAGAGUGCCAAUAAAACUCUUUAACACACUGCA
Molecule: messenger RNA, 1126 nt
Organism: Larimichthys crocea (large yellow croaker)
Lineage: Eukaryota; Metazoa; Chordata; Actinopteri; Sciaenidae
Gene: pld6
Product: phospholipase D family, member 6
Exons: 5
Coding region: 142-828 (228 amino acids)
Biological process (GO): piRNA processing
Cellular component (GO): mitochondrion
Molecular function (GO): RNA endonuclease activity producing 5'-phosphomonoesters, hydrolytic mechanism
Source: RefSeq, a predicted model, not a curated record